GACUCAUUGUGUCUGUGUCGAGGCGUCGGGAGGGCCUAGCUCCUUGUGCAGCGCCCUUCGGCCGGUCUGAGCCCCAGAGUCGGCUCCCCUUUCUCUCCCAGCGCCCCAAGGCCGCUCCCGGGGCUCACGGAAUCAUACAGAAACAGAUAUCAGAGAACAUUUUCAAGGACAGAAAGGACAGACUUUAUUUGGAUCAAGUCAGUUCUCUGAGCCUGAAUGAUGACUGCUGAAUCAAGGGAAGCUACUGGUCUGUCCCCCCAGGCUGCCCAAGAGAAGGAUGGUAUCGUAAUAGUGAAGGUAGAAGAGGAAGAUGAGGAGGAACACAUGUGGGGGCAGGAUUCCAGCCUGCAGGAGACUCCUCCUCCUGACCCAGAGAUCUUCCGCCAACGUUUCAGGCACUUCUGUUAUCAGAACACUUUUGGGCCUCGAGAGGCUCUGAGUCGACUGAAGGAACUUUGUCAUCAGUGGCUUCGACCAGAGAUAAACACCAAGGAGCAGAUUCUGGAGCUGCUGGUGCUAGAGCAAUUUCUUUCCAUCCUGCCCAAGGAGCUUCAAGCCUGGCUGCAGGAAUACCGUCCCGAUAGUGGGGAGGAGGCUGUGACCCUUCUGGAAGAUUUGGAGCUUGAUUUAUCAGGACAGCAGGUCCCAGGUCAAGUGCAUGGACCUGAGAUGCUCGCAAGGGGGAUGGUGCCUCUGGAUCCUAUUCAGGAGUCCUCGAGCUUUGACCAUCAUGAGGCCACCCAGUCCCAUUUCAAGCAUUCAUCUCGGAAGCCCUGCCUCUUACAAUCACGGGCUCUCCCUGCCACCCACGUUCCUGCCCCUCAUCACGAGGGGAGUCCCAGAGACCAAACAAUGGCUUCUGCACUAUUCACGGCAGACUCCCAGGCGAUGGUGAAGAUCGAGGACAUGGCUGUGUCCCUCAUCCUGGAGGAGUGGGGAUGUCAGAACCUGGCUCGGAGGAAUCUCAAUAGGGACAACAGGCAGGAGAAUUAUGGGAACGUGUUUUCCCAGGGUUGUGAAAGCAGGAAUGAGAAUGAGGAGUCGACCUCCAAGGCUGAAAUCACAAAAGACUCAGCAUCACGUAGGGAGACGAGAGGAAGAAUCCAGAAAGAUUUUGGAGAAAAACAUGAACAGCAGGGCAGAACAGCAGAAAGGCAGCAGAAGAAUCCUGAGGAGAAAACUGGAAAAGAAAAGAAAGAUUCAGGGCCAGCUACAGCCAAGGAAAAAAAAACAACCACCGGAGAGAGAGGUCCCAGGGAGAAGGGUAAAGGAUUGGGAAGAAGCUUCAGUCUGAGCUCAAACUUUAACACCACUGAAGAAGUUCCAACAGGAACAAAGUCUCAUAGGUGUGAUGAAUGUGGUAAAUGCUUCACAAGGAGUUCAAGCCUUAUUCGCCAUAAAAUCAUCCACACUGGAGAAAAGCCCUAUGAAUGCAGUGAAUGUGGGAAAGCCUUCAGUCUGAACUCAAACCUUGUCCUGCAUCAGAGAAUCCACACAGGAGAGAAACCUCAUGAAUGUAAUGAGUGUGGCAAAGCCUUCAGUCAUAGUUCAAAUCUCAUUCUGCAUCAGCGAAUUCACUCUGGAGAGAAACCUUAUGAAUGUAACGAGUGUGGGAAGGCCUUCAGCCAGAGCUCAGACCUUACAAAACAUCAGAGAAUCCACACAGGGGAGAAACCCUAUGAAUGUAGCGAAUGUGGAAAAGCUUUCAACCGAAACUCAUACCUUAUUUUACAUCGGCGAAUUCACACCCGAGAAAAGCCCUAUAAGUGCACUAAGUGUGGCAAGGCCUUCACCCGGAGCUCGACUCUCACUCUGCAUCACAGAAUCCACACUGGGGAAAAACCCUAUGUAUGCACCAAAUGUGGAAAAGCCUUCAGCCACAGCUCAAACCUUACCCUUCAUUACAGAACACACUUGGUGGACCGGCCCUAUGACUGUAAGUGUGGAAAAGCCUUCGGUCAGAGCUCAGAUCUCCUUAAACAUCAGCGCAUGCACACCGAAGAGGCACCAUAUCAGUGUAAAGAUUGCGGGAAAGCUUUCAGUGGUAAAGGCAGCCUCAUUCGACACUAUCGAAUACACACUGGAGAGAAACCUUAUCAGUGUAAUGAAUGUGGGAAGAGCUUUAGUCAGCAUGCAGGUCUUAGUUCUCAUCAGAGACUCCACACUGGAGAAAAGCCAUAUAAAUGUAAGGAGUGUGGAAAAGCUUUCAACCACAGCUCCAAUUUUAAUAAACAUCAUAGAAUCCAUACUGGGGAAAAGCCCUAUUGGUGUAAUAAUUGUGGGAAAACCUUCUGUAGCAAGUCAAAUCUUUCCAAACAUCAGAGAGUCCACACUGGAGAGGGAGAAGUGCUUUAACUGUCAAGUAGGCUCUCGGUGUUAUUGUGUGUGUGUGUGUUUGUAACUAGAACGUGUAUGCUAGGGAGAAGUCAGAUAAUUGUAAUAUAGACUUAAGUGCUAGGUUUUGUUUCAUUCAACAUCAAGAGACCCUGGAGGAGUGAGAGAAUGGUACAGUAGGAAGGAAGGGGAUUCCUCGCCAGCUUAACUGAAGCCGAUCCCCUCACCACACUUCAGGUCCCAGUAACCAUGCCGGCAUUGCCUUUUGUAUAGUUAAAGUGAUGUGUAUCAAGUAUAGUUACGGAGAAAGCAUUAUGACUGUUUAACUUUUAUCAUACAUUAAAGAAUUAUGAUUUGUAAAGAAUUGAGCCAUUUGAACAUAAUCUAAUCUGAUUCAGAAUAAAUUUAUAACAUCUUGUAAUACUUCAGGACUGUUACAAUAAAUGGUAUGUUGUUUAUUGAACACUAUUUAGAAAGAAAAAGUAUUCCUACUAGUUUAUCUUUUUGGGAAAUUUGGAUUUGGGGUAAAUAGAAUAUGUAGUACUUGUGAAUGAAUGUGUGUAUUAGGAAAUUGCAGUAGUGUGUAGAAUAGUUGCAUUUUGGUCUGUGCUUUUUUUCCCCUACAUACUGAAUACAUUUUUUUCAUCACUGGGAA
Messenger RNA from Myotis myotis, 2989 nucleotides. RefSeq names its product zinc finger and SCAN domain containing 21 (gene ZSCAN21). The coding region runs from base 217 to 2355 and encodes 712 amino acids. Gene Ontology annotation, molecular function: RNA polymerase II cis-regulatory region sequence-specific DNA binding; DNA-binding transcription factor activity, RNA polymerase II-specific. Gene Ontology annotation, biological process: regulation of transcription by RNA polymerase II. Lineage: Eukaryota; Metazoa; Chordata; Mammalia; Chiroptera; Vespertilionidae. The transcript has 7 exons. The record is from RefSeq and is a predicted model, not a curated record.